Molecule: messenger RNA, 951 nt
Organism: Ostrea edulis (European flat oyster)
Lineage: Eukaryota; Metazoa; Mollusca; Bivalvia; Ostreida; Ostreidae
Product: BTB/POZ domain-containing protein 3-like
Exons: 2
Coding region: 1-951 (316 amino acids)
Biological process (GO): neurogenesis
Cellular component (GO): cytosol
Molecular function (GO): protein binding
Source: RefSeq, a predicted model, not a curated record
AUGGCUGGCAUCUUUGGACCACAGUGGCGGCGGGAAAAGACACCACUUCAGUGUUUGACGUACCUCUGUCUCAGUGAAACACUAGCAGACGUCCACUUCACUUUCACUGAUGGCGGUAAACCUUUGCCUGGACAUAAAUUUGUUCUGGCAAUGAGGAGCGAAGAAUUCGAACAAAUGUUCUAUACUGAAAUACCUCAACCAGAAAUUCUUAUAGAGGGCACUUCAAAGGAAACAUUUCAAAUGCUUCUAAGGUACAUAUAUACCAAUGAAACCAAUCUAAAUGAAAGUAAUACAUUGCCUUUGAUAGAACUUGGAGGAAAAUAUAAACUAGACGAUCUUGUAGAUCGAUGUGUUCGUUAUCUAGAGUCAUCAUUAUGCAGCAAAAACGCAUGCGCAACACUUGAUAUAGCAUUCAAAUUUGACAUGAAGGAUAUCAAGGACACAACUCUAAGAUUCAUUCAAAGAAACGCAAAAGCUGUUUUCAAGUCAGAAGGGUUCAAAUCAAUAUCUCGCGAGGCCUUAGAAUGCAUCAUGAAAUCGAACGUCACUUCCGUUCUGGAAAUCGAAAUGUUCAGCGCAGCCGCUAAGUGGGCGGAAGUAGAAUGUGGACGUCAAAGGAUACCAGUAGAUGGAGCUAACAAACGACAGGUUCUUGGAGAUUUACUAUAUGAUAUACGAAUCACACAAAUUUCUUUGAAGAGUUAUUCCAAUGUUGUGAUUCCAUCAGAAAUUCUUACGGAAGAGGAACAACUUCAGUUGUACAAAUAUUUUACGAUCACCGGUGGAUCAAAACUGAAAUGUAAACUACCGCCAUUUGAGAGAAAACCGAGACAGAAAGUCAAACCAGAGCUGGUUUCUAUAUUAAAGAAAACAGAUAUCAAACGAUCACACCAAAGAGAAAGAGUUAACAGAUCUGUCAGUUUACCUACACCCAAAGAAAUACUUGGCUGA